Messenger RNA from Spathaspora passalidarum NRRL Y-27907, 1572 nucleotides. RefSeq lists its product as uncharacterized. Lineage: Eukaryota; Fungi; Ascomycota; Pichiomycetes; Serinales; Debaryomycetaceae. Gene Ontology annotation, molecular function: tRNA (uracil(54)-C5)-methyltransferase activity, S-adenosyl methionine-dependent. The record is from RefSeq and is a predicted model, not a curated record. The transcript is spliced from 2 exons. Bases 1 to 1572 code for a protein of 523 amino acids. Gene Ontology annotation, biological process: tRNA processing.
AUGUUUGCCCUAGCGAGGAUUAGUCUUGUUCGAGGCACUCGACUAGUGAAUAUAAAACGAGGGAAGGGAACCAAAAGAAGAAAAGAUUUAGAUGAUCCCACUCAUCCCAACAACCUCCUCCAGUUGGAAAUCCAAGAGUUUGCCAAACAAAUGGGUGUAGCAACUGCUAAUAUUCUCAAUUGGGAUGACUUUAUCGUGCAUGAGUUUUUCGAAAUGAAGGGAAAGAACAUUGAGGUCAAUACCAUGAUUCAUGGGAUGACUACCCUGGGAGUAGGAGUAGCCCUAGUUCCCAAGUGCGAUUAUACUGUUGGUUUCAAUGGGGACCUUACUGACAAGUACACUGUAGUGUUUGUUCCCAAGACGUACACUGGUGAUGAAGUUACCAUUACAGUAAAGAAACACUUUGAAAUGCAUGCCGAGGGUGAAGUACUCAAGGUUCAUAAUCUCGGCAAGAAUCCACUCAGGAACAACGAUUUAAUUAAAUGCAGGCACUUUGAAACGUGCAAUGGUUGUCAAUUGCAAAUGGUGCCUCAUGAAGAACAAUUGAACUUUAAACAAACAAUUAUUCAACGUGCUUACAACUAUUUUUAUCCGGAAAUCUUCAACCUGUGGGAAGAUGAAAAGACCAAAUUUGGCAGAGUAAUAAGUUCUCCCUUGCAAUACGGUUACCGUACCAAGAUAACCCCACACAGUGCAUACUACAAGGGAAGAGAUAAUCUUGUAAUUGGAUUUCAAAGUGUAAAUAGUUUUGAAACUGCUGAUAUUGAACAAUGUCCUAUUUCUUCUCUUGAAAUCAACAAAAAGUAUGCUGAACGCAGAGAGGAAUUCAUCAAUGAUUAUCUUGCCAUGAGACAAAUUGACAAGCAUGUGGCUAGAGUUGGACAUUAUUUCAGUUUUAGAAACUCUAUCCACAUAGAUAGAAAUACGCGUCAGAUCCAACAAAUUGCAGUUGAAGGACAACAGAAGAUAAUUACCGAGAGAGUUGAAAAGUAUUACUACCAAUUUGAUGCUUCUAGUUUCUUUCAAACCAAUAGUUCGAUCUUGCCAUUAGUGUUAAAGUAUAUUCGAACACAUAUAAAAUCUACCAAAGCUCCAAUUGACAAUUUGGUAGAUACCUAUUGCGGAGUAGGGUUCUUUGGGAUUGCUCUUAAUAAAGAUGUGAAAAAGAAAGUCCUAGGUAUUGAGUUGGGCUCAAAAAUGAUUGAGUUUGCCAAACAUAAUGUCAAGUUGAAUAAAUUGGAUGCGGAAAGAAUCCAGUUUACCGACGGUGACGCCAGUAAUAUUUUCCAGAACCAACACUUGGAAGACAUGAAGGGCCAGAAUAAUAUGGUGAUUGUAGAUCCGUCAAGAACUGGUUCAAAUAAACAAUUCAUGACUCAACUAUUGGAAUUUGAACCAGAAUUGAUUGUCUACGUUAGUUGUAAUGUGUUUACGCAAGCUCGUGAUUUGGAAAUGUUUGAAAAGUUGCAAGGAAAGUCGAAUGUAAAAUAUAGAGUCAAGGAUGUUGUUGGGUUUGAUUUCUUUCCUCAAACAAAACAUGUGGAGACCGUGGCUAUAUUAGAGAAGGUGUAA